Messenger RNA from Dreissena polymorpha, 1850 nucleotides. RefSeq names its product T-complex protein 1 subunit zeta-like. NCBI's taxonomy places the organism in Eukaryota, Metazoa, Mollusca, Bivalvia, Myida, Dreissenidae. Gene Ontology annotation, biological process: protein folding. The record is from RefSeq and is a predicted model, not a curated record. The transcript is spliced from 12 exons. Bases 41 to 1642 code for a protein of 533 amino acids. Gene Ontology annotation, molecular function: ATP hydrolysis activity; ATP binding; ATP-dependent protein folding chaperone. Gene Ontology annotation, cellular component: chaperonin-containing T-complex.
GAUCAAGACGGCUUUUAGAGUAACCGGAGACAAGACAAACAUGUCGUCGAUCAAGCUCCUGAAUCCGAAAGCCGAGGUUGCAAGGGCCUCUCAAGCGUUAGCGGUUAAUAUUUCAGCAGCAAAGGGGUUGCAGGAUGUUCUCAGAACGAAUCUUGGACCUAAGGGAACACUCAAAAUGCUUGUGUCUGGCUCCGGGGACAUCAAGCUCACUAAGGAUGGAAAUGUCCUCUUGCAUGAAAUGCAAAUUCAGCACCCAACUGCCUCGUUGAUUGCAAGGGUAGCCACAGCCCAGGACGACAUUACAGGAGAUGGCACAACUUCCAAUGUUCUCAUCAUUGGUGAACUGCUCAAGCAGGCAGAUCUCUACAUUUCUGAAGGUUUACACCCGCGGCUUAUCACAGAGGGGUUUGAGCUGGCCCGCAACAAGGCCUUGCAGGUACUGGAGGAUGUCAAGAUCACAAGGGAGGUGGACCGCGAUACGCUCGUGCAGGUUGCCAGGACGUCACUGCGCACAAAGGUCCAUCAGGAACUGGCAGACCUACUCACAGAUCAUGUGGUGGAUGCUGUUCUUGCCAUCCACAAAUCUGGGGAGCCCAUUGACCUGCACAUGGUAGAGAUCAUGGAGAUGCAGCACAAGACUGACAUGGACACUGUGUUGGUGAAGGGUCUGGUGCUGGACCAUGGGGCUCGCCAUCCUGACAUGAAGAAGAGGUCUGAGGACGCCUACAUCCUCACGUGCAACGUUUCCCUGGAAUAUGAGAAAACGGAGGUGAACUCGGGUUUUUUCUACAAGAGCGCUGCCGAGCGUGAGAAGCUUGUACAAGCAGAGAGGCAGUUCAUUGAUGACCGUGUCCAGAAAAUCAUUGCGUUUAAGAAGAAAGUCUGUGAUGGCACCAAUAAGGGAUUCAUUGUUAUCAAUCAAAAGGGUAUAGAUCCCAUGUCACUGGACAUGCUGGCCAAGGAGGGCAUUGUGGGACUGAGGCGGGCCAAGAGGCGCAACAUGGAGCGUCUGUCCCUCGCGUGCGGCGGUAUUGCCAUGAACUCUGUGGACGAUCUGACCCUGGACUGCCUGGGUCAUGCAGGGCUGGUGUAUGAACAUGUCCUUGGGGAGGACAAGUACACGUUUGUUGAGGAAUGCAAGAACCCACUCUCCGUGACCCUGCUGGUGAAGGGGCCCAACAAGCACACGCUGACCCAGAUCAAGGACGCUCUACGGGACGGCCUGCGGGCGGUGAAGAACGCCAUAGAGGAUAACUGCGUGCUGCCGGGGGCGGGGGCCUUUGAAAUAGCGGCCUACCAGGAGCUCAUGAAGUACAAGAACGAGGUGAAGGGGAGAGCCAGAUUGGGUGUUCAGGCCUAUGCAGAUGCUCUGCUGGUGAUCAUCAAGGUUUUGGCUCAGAACUCGGGGCUUGAUCCCCAGGAGGCCAUAGUUAAGCUGCAGGAAGAGUACACCGGACCCCAGCAGGCGGUUGGGCUGGAUAUAAAAACAGGUGAAGCUCUCAUUCCUGUGGAUGUUGGCAUAUUAGACAACUACCGAGUGAAGAAACAGCUUUUACAUUCAUGCACUGUUAUAGCCAGCAACCUGCUUCUUGUGGAUGAAAUCAUGAGGGCUGGAAUGAGCUCACUUAAGGGAGACGGAUGAAAGGCUUAUAUGCAGUCAUCUGGAAGUCGUCUCCCAUUCUCUGCACAGUUUUAGUUGAUAAACGUCCAGAUGGGAAAAUGUGUUCUGCAUGAGCUGUUUAUUAGGAAAAUAAUUGACACUAGAUCACAAAAUGUGCUUAUAGCCUUUAACAUGUAAUUUAAUUAUCUUUUUUUAACUGCUGUGUGAACAAAUAAAUGUGCAUUUUCCA